AUGAGCAACACAUGGGAGAUGGCUUCGGCCUUGUUGGAGGGAGAGAAGGCUCGGCGAGAGGAGGUAGUGGCUGCCAUUUGCCGCCGGAAGGGAAUGACACCGGAGCAGGUGAGAAUGGUGUACGAGAUGGCCAAGGAGCACAUGUGCCGUCAUCUAGCCGAUAAGGGAACUUUGCCGACAGAGUCGACAAGGUAUUUCGCGUGGUUGAAAGACGAGAACAUGUGGGAUUUUUCCUGUAACUAUGUAUACCGCGGACGACUUCUUAGAUACCCAGUAUGGAGAGCAAACUUCGCCUUAAUUGGAAAAGGAGAAGACUCGCCUCCACUCCCCUACGAAAGAGCACCCCGCGCCGAGGACCCGGAGCGCGCCGUCGAGAUGCUGGCCUUCAGGGCCAAGUUCGUCCUCCGAGCCUCUCGACAAGUGGUCACCGAGGCAGCGCGCCCGGCAGCCAUCAAGCGAGAUGGCCUUGACAAAGACUUUGCGGCUGUCUCAGACUUUGUCUUAAGCCCACGCUUUGGCUGCUUAGCCGAAGCUGAGCUGUUGGGCGUAGUCGAGGACGCUGCUGCAGAAUUCGUUAGGCUACGCGUGCAGCAGCUGAUAGCCAAGCAGGCCGAGAUCGAGGAGUUCGUCGGGGCCGCCGCGUCAAGCAGCGUCCCGCGCGUGGCCUACCUGCAAUCCCCGUCCGCGUCCGGCAAGAGCAGCACCCUCAUCAUCCACUUACUGAGCCUGUUUCGCAAGCAACAGGAGUCGGAGAUCAAGUCUCAGCUCCGCGCGUCAGUGGAGGGGGAGGUCUUCUUCACGUCGUUUAUCGAUCCUUUAAUCCGCGAUCCCCGCGACCCGGGCGAAGGCAUCCCCGCCAUUGACGUCCUCUUAAUGUCGCCGCACGUAUCUUCGAGGACGGUCACGGCGUUCGAACGGCUCGCCUUCCCCCAUAUUGUGUACAUAGAGAUCCCCGACAACGACCCUGUGCCAACCAUCGAAGUCAUCGACCUCCUCGUGAUCGACUGCGCGUCAGAGGCGGUGCUUUUUGACGCCCGCACCGACCAGAUGGUCGUCGCCGAGAGGGUGAUGGAGAGAAACGAGGUGGACAGAGCGCUGUCCUGGGCGCGCAAGGUCCUGAAUCCCGGCAGCACCCGGGUCGUCGCGAGCCUAGACCCCGAGCACCUCCACCGCGUCGCCGACCCACCCGGCGCGGCCUGGAAUGCCGACCUGCCGCUGCUCGUGCUGCGGAUGUUCGACCUCUUCCCCCGCCGCAAGUUGGAGAGCCAGCCGAUGCGCCCGCCUCCCGACAUGUCGGCCUUCAUCGAGACCGUCAUCCGACUCCGCAACAUGGGGCUCGUCGAGACGACGGGAGACGGGCCGCGCUGGGCCAACACCGGAGAACGGGGCAUUCGCGCUGAUGAACCUCGCGAGAGCGCGCUCGGCGAGCAGGACCCCAACGUCAAGCGCGUGCUCAUCCGAAUGGCGGCCAUAUCGACGGUAGGCGUCAGGGCCUUCUGCCGGUUCGCGUCAUUCAACGAGAUUCGCCCGCCUGAAUCUGCCCCUCUACGCCUGCAGUUGCCCAAGGUAAAGUCCGAACAUGCUCGUCGACGAAGAAGUCGCAACCGGCUCGACAGGAUAUUUCGAACAACUACAACCAACUACAACAACGUCAACAACAACAACAACGUCAUCAUAGCAAACAUGGCCGGCCGAUAUGAGUCAAGGGGACGCCAGCUCCUCGAUGAGCGCGCAGGGAAAAUGAAAGAAUUGGUGACGGCGAUGAGAGGUGGGUUGGAAAGGGACGAGGACAUAGAAGUCGGUUACCAAGAGUUGAAAAGUAAGUUGGAAAAAUACGACGAUGAUGACCAUAGGCACCGAGUUGUCCUUGGAAACUGCUGUGCAAAUAACAGAGAGAUCACCGAUGCCAUUGAACAGGCGAUGGAUAGUUGGACGGACGCGCGCGGACAUCUGAUGAACGAGGUAUUUCUGAGGGAGAUGGACAAUUACCGCGACACCAUCUUCGCCCACGCCCUGAUGUUGACCGCGGCCGACGACACUGCCCAACCCAAGAUCCAGCCGUGGUCCGUCCUCCCGAACUGGACGGAGGACAGGAACCAGAGACUCCCCGAUCCCCCGUCCCCCGUAGGCGCUAUGGAGUUGGUGAGCAUGUUCUUCAGGAACGCGCUGGGCGAACGGCCUUGA
This is a messenger RNA of Annulohypoxylon truncatum, 2184 nucleotides long. RefSeq lists its product as uncharacterized. The coding region runs from base 1 to 2184 and encodes 727 amino acids. The transcript is spliced from 6 exons. The record is from RefSeq and is a predicted model, not a curated record. NCBI's taxonomy places the organism in Eukaryota, Fungi, Ascomycota, Sordariomycetes, Xylariales, Hypoxylaceae.